This is a messenger RNA of Nymphalis io (European peacock), 6792 nucleotides long. RefSeq names its product ribosomal protein S6 kinase alpha-5-like. The record is from RefSeq and is a predicted model, not a curated record. Gene Ontology annotation, biological process: protein phosphorylation; regulation of DNA-templated transcription. The coding region runs from base 645 to 4289 and encodes 1214 amino acids. Gene Ontology annotation, molecular function: ATP binding; protein serine/threonine kinase activity. The transcript is spliced from 18 exons. Lineage: Eukaryota; Metazoa; Arthropoda; Insecta; Lepidoptera; Nymphalidae.
GUUGAUAUCACACAAGAAGAACAAACUCGCUCCACGCCGAUCGUUUGUUUGUUGACAUUAGUACGUCAUGCAGUUGUCUCGCGAUCGCGUUAGAGCGCCGCAUCUCGUAUCGAAAAAUGUUAAAUUACUACGUUAAUACAUAAAAUAAGCACACAACUCAUAUGGUGAGAGUACUUUUGUGAACUGUUCACGUUAUUGAACAUAUUUACGUGUACAACGGUGUUGUGAAUGAACAAAAAGAGCGGGGAAAAUUCAGUGGCAGUGACGAUCAUAAAUCUAUUUAUAGCGAAGCCUGUGGCGCGUUAUUGUAUUUUUUUGAGAUUGUAUAGUGUUAUGGUAAAAAAUAAUCAUUCCAACUGGACUUUAACAGUAAAAUAAUCAAUGUUUAUUUUCUGAACUAUGAAUUAAUUUAUCUUUACACAUAGAACUGAGCCGCCUAAACUAGUUGACAGUUCACAGAUACACACAAGCUAAAAACAUUGCGCAUGUGGGUGUAAAUUGAGCAGUGAUGUGAAAUUCUUGCGCUUAUCGAUUAGCUUGAUAAUUUCAAGGGCGAUAGUCGAUACGUCUUGUAUAAUAUGGUAUUCGUAAAUAUCAUUAUUACGGACAAAUGAUUACUGGAAACGUAAAAUAAUUAAAGUUUCAUGAGCAUAAUGGAGUCUCCUCAGACGAAUAGAAAUGAGUCUGAAGAAGCGAUGCGCAGUGCGUCGACUUCUAGUUCAAAUCAACUUUUCAUAACUGAAAGUUUAGAUCUACCAGAUGACACAUUCCGUAUGAGUCUUGAUUAUAUGUCAGUAAUCGGAGAAAAUGUUACAAUAGGUGAUAGAGACGCUUCUAUUGAUAACGUGACAAACAACUUAGUUACACAGACACCCUGUAAUACUCCCGUAGAGAUAGAUAACUGUUCCACACCCACUGAAGAGCACUCACCGCCUAUAUUAGAUACGCCAAAACGUACCGAAGACCUAAAAGGGUCGGCAACAAAACCAAAUCUACUCAAAUUAUCAUUAACUAAAAAUAUUGAUGACGGUUUUGUAAAGCCUAGCUCGGCCGCGGAGAUCAUGUCUCCCGCCAGAAUGUUACAAUUCGAGGUGGACAUCGCAAACAGCGCCACGCCGACUAUGAAAAGGGCAGUCAUCGAUUUCAACUUCUUUAAUGAAAAUAGCUUCGAAGAAUAUUUCGAGGAUGUACCGAAAGCCGCAACUGAUAACGAGGAGAACAAUAAGGCUUUUAAAGAAAUUCCGGUUAUUGUGAAGGCAGACACGAUUCGACAUGAAAUAGGUUACGUUAAUCUCAACAGCGCUUCUAAAGUGGACAUAUCACAUUUCGACUUGCUCAAAGUACUCGGAACUGGAGCUUACGGCAAAGUGUUUCUAGUUAGAAAAAGAUGUGGCGUCGACGAAGGGAAGUUGUACGCUAUGAAGGUGCUCAAGAAGGCUUCUAUUGUACAGAAACUAAAGACGGCGGAACACACACGGACAGAGAGACAGGUCCUAGAAGCUGUGAGGGUGUGUCCGUUCCUCGUGACCCUUCACUACGCUUUUCAAACCGAUGCCAAGUUACAUCUCAUUCUAGACUACGUCGCCGGUGGGGAACUGUUCACACAUCUUUACCAACGGGAACACUUCCAUGAAAACGAAGUUCGCAUAUACAUCGCGGAGAUUAUACUGGCGCUUGAGCAGUUACAUAAGCUCGGCAUUAUAUAUCGUGACAUCAAACUGGAGAACAUCCUUCUGGACGCGGAAGGACACAUAGUGCUGACAGAUUUCGGUCUCUCGAAGGAGUUCUGUGGCGGUGAGAGCAGGGCUUACAGCUUCUGUGGUACCAUCGAGUACAUGGCGCCCGAAGUCGUCCGUAGCGGGAGCCAGGGUCAUGAUAUCGCGGUAGACUGGUGGUCGGUGGGCGUCCUCACGUACGAACUCUUAACUGGCGCGUCACCGUUCACCGUCGAGGGGGAGAAGAAUACGCAGCAGGAGAUAACGAAACGUAUCGUUAGAUGCAGCUACCCGGUACCGAACGACGUCAGUCCGGAAGUACAGGAUUUUAUUAAGAAACUACUAGUGAAAGAUCCUCGGCGUCGCCUCGGCGGCGGAGAGGAUGACGCGGAAGAGUUGAAGCGUCACCCGUUUUUCCAGAACUUAGACUGGGAAGCAGUAGCUCGUCGCGAAGUACCGGCGCCUUUCGUCCCUCAGCUAUCACAUGCCGCCGAUACUUGCAACUUCGCCGACGAGUUCACGAGGAUGCCACCAACUGACUCACCUGCUCAAGCGCCCAAACAUCAUGACAAGCUCUUCCUCGGUUAUUCAUACGUAGCUCCAAGUAUACUCUUUUCUGAGAAUGUAAUCUCCGAUCAGAUAUGGAUGCAAGCUACCGGACAGAAACACGACAAACUUAAAGGAUGGGUAGCGAAGGAUUCGCCCUUUUUCCAAAAGUACGCUGUGGACCUGAGUACGCCCCUCCUCGGAGACGGAUCGUACGCUGUCUGUAGGAAAUGUAUACACAGACAAACGGGCAAAGAAUACGCUGUAAAGAUAAUAUCAUCGCAGAAAAAAGACGUCAAACAAGAAAUCGAAUUGCUCAAAGCGUGUCAAGGAUGCCCUUACAUCAUAACAUUACAUGAAGUGUUCCACGAUUCGGCGUUCACGUACCUGGUGACGGAGCUGGCGCCGGGCGGCGAGGUGUCGGCGCUGGUGGGCGCGGGCGGCGCGGGCGAGCGCGCGGCGCGCCGCGUGCUGGUGCAGCUCGCGCUGGCCGUGCGGCACAUGCACGCGCGACACGUGGUGCACCGCGACCUCAAGCCCGAGAAUAUUCUUCUGAGUAGCACACGCUUAAACGAAGCGAAGGUGAAAGUAGUCGAUUUCGGCUUCGCGAGACGGCUGCCCGAAUGCGACGAACGGCAGCGGAUGAUGACGCCGUGUUUCAGCCUGCCGUACGCGGCGCCCGAGGUGGUAUCGUGCGCGCGCGGUGGCGCGGCGGGCUACGGCGCAGGCUGUGACCUGUGGAGUCUGGGCGUCAUAUUCUACUGCCUGCUAUGCGGCAAGGCACCAUUCCAACCUAUCUCCAAGAAGGAACCUGUCACGGCUUUCAUGGAUAGGAUCAGGAGCGGCAGCUUUACCAUGGAAGGUCCAGCGUGGGACAGCAUAUCCGAGGAAAGUAAGCGCCUCGUGUCGGGUUUGCUCGCAGUGGAGCCCGCUGAUAGGUUGACUGUCAACGAAUUACUACAAGAAUUGGGAGUUAACAUCCAAGAUGGAAACAACUUCAAACUUCAGGAUAUGACCAAAGCUGAUCUCUACAAGCGUCGCAGCAAAAAUAAACAAAGAAAAUCGAGCACUUCCGAGCCCGGAACAUCUAGGCAAACGGAAACGAGCACGGACACCGAGGAAUGCAAGGAGACGUCGCUCAUGGAGACGAUAAACAACCUCAAGAGUCGAAUGAACAAAAACUCCAUAGAAAAUGACGUGGAACUCAUCAAGGCCAACACACAAGUCACGCCCGUCAACGAGGCUGACGAACCGAGCUUCGACAUCAACGAAGAUAUACCCUCGGUUAAACCGGUUGAAAAGACAUACGGUAAAUCUAGGUCUAAGCUAGACGAAUAUAUUUAUAUAGAAAGCAGUCAGGGCUUAGAGGACACGGAAGUCGCCUUCCCUAAGACGAGUCGGAAGAAGAAAGAGUCACAAUCGCCAGUACCGAGGAAGCGCAGAAAAAUAGAUCGGUCCGCCAAAAAACAAAAGGUCAACGGUGACACUAAAGACUUGAAAAAUAAAACACCAGAGAAACGUGGCAGGGGACGGCCCAAGAAGAUUCCGGAAGCGGACACGAAGAAAUCUAGGACAACCAAAGAGUCUAUCGAAAACGAUAAAACUAUCGUCACUAGAGCGACUCGUAAACGUAAGUACGAGGAAAUUGAGAAGCCGGUUCUCAGAGAAAAGGGCCAGAACGGCCGACAGUCGAGAAAGGCGAGUGCAGAAAAGAAAACUGAAACGCGCAAGAUUGCUAAAGCAAAACGAACCUUAGAGCCAUUACAAUUAGACCUACAGGACACACAAAACGUUAGAAUGACUCGUUCGAGAAGGAGACGCCUGGAAAUAAGCCUCUCUCCCUCCGAAGUCAAGAGCGUCAUACCAGCUUUUUCAUUCGAAUCCGACCGAAGAGUUAACUCGAUCGAGAGCAAUCGAUCCAAAACUUCUAAUGCCAAAGGAAAAAAUAACCUUAAAGGGAAGAAGAAUACGAGUAAAGCGAAAAAGCCCCCAGCCCGCACCACGAGAACUCGCGCCAAUCGUAGGUGAAAUAAAGUCUUUCCUACACAAGUAAGUUCGAUUUAAUUUUCCAAAAAAAAAAUUAAAUAUAACGCCAUCCGUUAUCAACUAUAGACAAUUUCAUUAUCCUUUAUAGUCUGUUACGCCGUCUGGCAACUAAAUAUAUUAUCUAGUUUCGAAAAUUCCAAUAUGGCGUUCAGCUAUUUAACCUCGAAAAAUUCCAAAUAACGAGACAGAUAGUGAUGCAGUAAUUAAUGAAAAAAAAUUAACGACGCUUGCUCACGCAUAGUUUAGUAAAAAAAAGAUUAUUUAUUCAAAAGAGUAAGUUAUAUUUCUCUAGUUAGCUGCUCCAAUCUAGUUCGAAAUGAAUUAACAGUAAACUGUUUUUUUUUUUUUAAUUCUUUUAUUUAAUGUUACUACUAAUUUUUAAGUCACUCUUUUUCCUUAUUAUUACCAUUAGAGUAAUUCUUUGAUGUUGGUUAUUAUGUAUUUUGAAUAGAUAAUUAAUAAUUAAUUAAUAGGUAAUUUUGAUGUGUGGUUGAGCACUUCAUCCCUUAGCUGAAAUUAAUUUCUAUUUCAAUUAUCCGGCAACGACUUUCUGAUUAAAUGUUGGGCGUAUAUGAUUUAUUAAAUUCUAAUUCGUUGUUCAAAGUAUAAUGAACAAUUAGAAUUUAAGAUUUAUCGUAAUUUAAUCUUAUAAUCCUAUAUUUUAAAUCAGAAAGCAUCAAAAUGGUUUUUAUAGAUCUCUAUUGUUUAAAAAAAAAUAGUUUUGUGUGUGUAUAUUUGUUUGAACGUAGAUUAAUAGGUUAAAUUUGUAAAUUAUCAUUAAUGAUGACAUUUUUACAUAUACUUCCAUUUAAUUAUCCAAAUUAUAUAAUUUUGUGUAUGGUGAAAGUGCCAAAGCAUGCUUAAAAAUGUUGAGUAAAUUUAUAUAAAAAAACGCACGCCUUUUUAUGUAUCUUGUAACACAAUAUUUUCUUUGAUUGUACUUUCUCAAUUUUUUUUCCUCCAUUGUUUUAAGCGCUUUUACCAAAUAACAAUUGUUUGAUUGUUUCGAUGUAUAUAAAUUUAGUGUUUAGUACAAAAAAAAACGGUGGAAGAAUUAAUAUAAUUUAUGGAAAAUCUCAAAAAAAUACGCCACUGUCGAUAGCUGAAGGCAUAUCAUUGGUGUUUAAAAAAAUCAUUUGCUAAAUUUCUUUUUCAAUGUAAUUUCGUGUCUUCGACUUGUAUGGUAUAAAAGUGUGUUCAUAUAAUAAAAAUAUGUCCUAUAUAUAUUAUAUAUAUUUAAAAUUUUAUAAAGGCAACACAACGGAUGAAAUGUCACAAUAUUUAUAUACCGUUACAAAGACUAAAAGCAAUAACAAUAAUAUUGAUAAAUUGAUUCAUUUAUAUGAGAAAAUGCUUUAUAAAUUGUUACAUCUGCAUAAAUAUAUGUAAUUUUAUCAUGCAAUAAUUCUGUUGUAUUGCCAGUUUUAUCGUUGGAACAUUUGUAUAAUUAAACAUGUACGAGUUUAAACAAAAUAUUAUCAAAAAAAUGUGAAAUAUACUCGUAUUUAUAGAUUUAAUAAGCAAGCUGUGGUAAUUCUUUACUUAGAUUAUAAAAUAAAAAAAAAAAAUUAAUUGAACUUAUAUCAAAAAUAUUGUAAUUUGAUGUAAUCUUAUGUUGAUUUGAAAACAUUGAAAUGUAAUUUUCUUUAAAGAUAUCUGUUUAACAUGUAAAAUUAUUGAUUUUGUAAAAAAUAUGAAUUUCAAAAGAGAUUUGAUAUGGUAUGUUAUUCGAUUCUAGAAUUAUAACAGCAUCCCAACAAUAAUCACUAGGUCACACUAUCCCUAAGUAACAACAAUAAUCAAGUUUGAAUGCAACUGAUUGUUGAUUGUAUUGCCAAUUACAAUUCAGACUAAUAACAGAAUACAAGUUAACAAAAAUUUUUUUUUUUGCAAUGUAAUUCUCCAAUAUUUUAAUUUUUUAAUAACAUAUUUUCUUUUAUGUAAAAGAUUAUUUCGAUGCUUUUUCUAUUUUCUUGAAUACUUUUCUUAAAAUGCAAAAAGUAUAUUUUUUAAUUACUAUAUAAAUCACUUUGUUAUCAUCAUUUUUCCUAAUUAAAAGUGUUCAUGAAAAAUCAAUAUUUAAUAUUGUUUUGAAAAGACCAAUACCAAAAUUAGUAAUAAAAAUAUCAGUUUGUAUACGUUGUCAAAUUUAAAUAGAUUGGCAGGUCUCCUAUUAUUCGUAUUGGAAAAGGUAUUAUCACAGCUUGUUUCAUAUAAACAGCAUAAUAAGGCAAGUCAUUAUAGACGCGAAGUGAAUAUUUGGUAGGAAAUUAAAAAUUUCCAUUCGCUUGAGAUAAGUACUACGUCAGUAAGUCGUAAUGUAUGUAAAAGUGCACUUAAAUGGAUUGAACCAAAAGAUUAUAUAAUUUUAUAAUAAAGUGAUAGAAGUUAUUAUUGUAGUGUCGGCGUUAAACAAAUUUUGUAACAUGUUACACAAAUGCCGGCCGAGAUAUUGGAUUGUAAUAAAUAUACCAUUUUAACAUUU